CCGCUAGGCGCGUGCGUAGAAUCACCUACACGCCCGCUAGUGCGCACGCGCCCUGGGCCGCGCGUGCGUGCGUGGGGUCCGGGAGGAUGAGCCCCGGAAAGCAAGGGAAAGGGGUGGGGUUGGAGCAGGGUCUCGCGCAUGCGUGCGCUGCACGAACCAUUUGGCGGGUUUUUCCUGGCCACUCUUGUCUGUUACCGUCACUGAGAAGCUCUGGCGUAGCUUUUAGGAAGCGGGACGUUCUCCCCAGGAAAGCGUCCUCUUGAGAUUUCUGCUCCCUCCAGGGCGUUUGGGGGCCACACCUUCAUUAUUUUAAAAAGAGUAUUUAUCUGUGGCCAACGGCCGGGGCCUUCUGACAGUGUGAGGUCUUGCUUGGGCUAGUUGAUCACCUCCAGCCACGGUCCGCGGAGAGUGGAAGGAUAAGAAGCCGAGGGUUUCUUGGGCGCAGGUCGGAGCUGGGUAGACCCACUUCCCGGCCCCCGGCUUGGGCGACCAUGUCCGUGUCGCCCAAGCAGCUGGCGGAGGAGCUGCAGAUCUUCGGCCUAGACUGCGAGGAGGCUCUGAUUGAGAAAUUGGUAGAGCUUUGUGUUCAGUAUGGACAGAAUGAGGAGGGAAUGGUAAGUGAGCUUAUAGCCUUCUGCACCAGCACACAUAAAGAUGGCCUUACCUCAGAGAUCCUGAACUCUUUUGAGCAUGAGUUUCUGAGCAAAAGAUUGUCCAAAGCCCGGCAUAGUGCCUACAAGGACAGUGGCCAUGCGGGAGCUAGAGACAUUGUUUCCAUUCAAGAGCUAAUUGAAGUGGAAGAAGAAGAGGAAAUCCUCUUGAACUCGUAUACCACACCCUCAAAGGGUUCUCAGAAGCGAGCUAUCUCCACCCCAGAAACCCCCCUAACAAAAAGGAGUGUGUCAACUCGUAGCCCCCAUCAGCUCCUCUCACCAUCAAGUUUCUCUCCAAGUGCUACUCCCUCCCAGAAAUAUAACUCAAGAAGUAACCGAGGAGAAGUGGUUACCUCCUUUGGCUCAGCACAGGGAGUGUCUUGGUCUGGGAGAGGAGGAGCUGGAAACAUCAACCUGAAGGUCUUGGGGUGUCCAGAGGCACUAACUGGGAGCUACAAAUCCAUGUUUCAGAAGCUCCCAGACAUUCGAGAAGUUCUGACCUGUAAGAUAGAAGAACUUGGCAGUGAACUCAAGGAACAUUACAAGAUUGAGGCUUUCACUCCUUUGCUAGCCCCAGCACAAGAGCUUGUCACUCUACUGGGCCAGAUUGGCUGUGAUAGCAACGGGAAGCUGAACAAUAAGUCAGUGAUUCUCGAGGGAGACCGGGAACAUUCCUCAGGUGCUCAAAUUCCAGUGGAUUUAUCUGAACUUAAGGAAUAUUCUCUGUUUCCCGGACAGGUUGUAAUUAUGGAAGGAAUCAACACCACUGGUAGGAAACUUGUUGCCACCAAGCUGUACGAGGGUGUGGCACUUCCAUUUUAUCAGCCCACCGAAGAGGAUGGAGACUUUGAGCAAACGAUGGUGCUGGUUGCCUGUGGGCCAUACACCACAUCUGACAGCAUCACAUAUGACCCCCUCCUCGACCUGAUUGCUGUCAUCAACCACGACCGGCCAGAUGUCUGCAUCCUGUUUGGCCCUUUCCUGGAUGCUAAGCAUGAACAAGUGGAGAACUGUCUACUGACAAGUCCAUUUGAAGACAUUUUCAAGCAGUGUCUACGAACAAUUAUUGAAGGCACAAGAAGCUCCGGCUCCCACCUUGUCUUUGUCCCAUCAUUGAGAGAUGUGCACCAUGAGCCUGUGUACCCCCAGCCACCUUUCAGCUACUCCGAUCUGUCUCGAGAGGACAAAAAGCAAGUACACUUUGUGUCGGAGCCCUGCAGCCUCUCCAUAAACGGAGUGAUCUUCGGCUUGACGUCCACAGAUCUGCUGUUCCACCUGGGGGCCGAGGAGAUCAGUAGUUCUUCUGGAACUUCAGACAGAUUCAGCCGAAUUCUCAAGCACAUCCUGACCCAGAGGAGCUACUACCCACUCUAUCCGCCCCAAGAAGACAUGGCCAUUGACUACGAGACAUUCUAUGUCUACGCACAGCUGCCUGUCACCCCAGAUAUCUUCAUCAUCCCGUCAGAGCUGAGGUACUUUGUGAAGGUAGGUUUGAACUCUGCUUUUUCCCAGAAACAGAACCCAGCCUUUGAGUUUCCCUUCAGACGACCUGGCACUCACCCCUCAUGGGUCUGCUGAUGGGGAUGGGCCUCUAGCAACCUGCCCUGGGGCCUUGUUUCUUUGGGGAAGGUGGUGGGA
Messenger RNA from Sapajus apella (tufted capuchin), 2291 nucleotides. RefSeq names its product DNA polymerase alpha 2, accessory subunit (gene POLA2). Gene Ontology annotation, molecular function: DNA binding. Gene Ontology annotation, cellular component: alpha DNA polymerase:primase complex. The record is from RefSeq and is a predicted model, not a curated record. Lineage: Eukaryota; Metazoa; Chordata; Mammalia; Primates; Cebidae. Gene Ontology annotation, biological process: DNA replication initiation; DNA replication.